Scedosporium apiospermum is the source of this 1368-nucleotide messenger RNA. RefSeq lists its product as uncharacterized. The record is from RefSeq and is a predicted model, not a curated record. Gene Ontology annotation, cellular component: cytoplasm; microtubule. Bases 1 to 1368 code for a protein of 455 amino acids. Lineage: Eukaryota; Fungi; Ascomycota; Sordariomycetes; Microascales; Microascaceae. The transcript is spliced from 5 exons. Gene Ontology annotation, molecular function: structural constituent of cytoskeleton; GTP binding. Gene Ontology annotation, biological process: mitotic cell cycle; microtubule cytoskeleton organization.
AUGAAAGGCGAGGUUCUUCACCUUCACCUGGGCCAAGCUGGCACCCAACUCGGCAACUCGGCUUGGGAACUAUACCUUCUUGAGCACGGCCUCGGGCCCGACGGCCGACCUGACCCGAACGCUGGAGAGCUCGCUGAAGGCGGCUCGUUCGAAACCUUCUUUACGGAGACCAGCAAUGGCAAAUACGUGCCCCGAACCAUCUUCUUCGAUCUCGAUCCUUCGCCGAUCGACGAGAUCCGGACCGGAGAUUACCGCUCCCUCUUCCAUCCCGAGUACCUAGUGAGCGGCAAGGAAGAUGCUGCCAACAACUAUGCUCGCGGCCACUACACCGUCGGAAAGGAGGAGAUCGACACCGUUAUGGAGCGCAUUCGCCGUGUUACUGACAACUGCCACUCUCUCCAAGGAUUCUUAAUCUUCCACUCCUUCGGUGGCGGUACCGGUUCGGGUUUCGGUGCCCUUCUCCUGGAGCGCUUGUCAAACGACUAUGGCAAAAAGUCUAAGCUCGAGUUCGCCGUGUACCCCGCUCCUCGAGUGUCCAAUGCCAUCGUCGAGCCCUACAAUGCCGUUCUGUCGACCCAUAGCACCAUUGAGAACUCCGACUGCACAUUCUUGGUUGACAACGAGGCCGUGUACGACAUUUGCCGACGGAAUCUCGAUAUCCCUCGGCCUUCGUACGAGCACCUUAAUCGCCUCAUCGCCCAGGUUGUCAGUUCGAUUACGUCGUCGUUGCGGUUCGACGGUGCGCUCAAUGUCGACCUGAACGAGUUCCAGACGAACCUCGUCCCCUACCCUCGCAUCCACUACCCCCUGAUUAGCUACGCCCCUGUAGUUUCCGCUUCCAAGAGUGCUCAUGAGAGCUUCAAGGUCCAUGACUUGACAUUCCAGUGCUUCGAACCUAACAACCAAAUGGUUGUCUGCGACCCCCGCAACGGAAAGUACAUGGCCGUCUGCCUCCUGUAUCGCGGCGAUGUCGUUCCUCGAGAGUGCAAUGCUGCUAUUGCCGCACUCAAAGCCAAGGCCUCGUUCAACCUUGUUGAAUGGUGCCCCACAGGCUUCAAGCUUGGUAUCAACUAUCAGAAGCCUGUAGCGGUGCCCACAUCGUCCCCCUCCGAGGGUGGCCUUGCGUCCGUUGACCGAUCCGUCUCCAUGCUCUCGAACACGACCGCCAUCGCCGAAGCCUGGUCGCGCCUGGACUACAAGUUCGAUCUCAUGUACAGCAAGCGCGCCUUCGUUCACUGGUACGUCGGUGAGGGUAUGGAGGAGGGUGAGUUCAGCGAAGCCCGAGAGGACCUUGCUGCACUCGAGAAGGAUUACGAGGAGGUUGCAGCUGAGGGCUUCGAUGGGGAAGAGGAGGAAUACGAACACUAG